Messenger RNA from Capsella rubella, 748 nucleotides. RefSeq names its product protein disulfide-isomerase LQY1, chloroplastic. The transcript has 5 exons. The coding region runs from base 78 to 545 and encodes 155 amino acids. The record is from RefSeq and is a predicted model, not a curated record. NCBI's taxonomy places the organism in Eukaryota, Viridiplantae, Streptophyta, Magnoliopsida, Brassicales, Brassicaceae.
CCUCCUCCUCUCAUCUUCGCGCGCUUGAGCCAUUGUUCUCCAUAGCUUUUUACACGAGCAAAGACAAGUAUAUCGAAAUGCCAGUUUCAGCUCCAUCUCCGCCUCGUCUUCACUCUCCUUUCAUCCACCGUCCCAUCAAUUUCACUCCGUCUUCUUUCUCCGCCAAGAAUCUCCGGUCGCCGUCAACAUCUUCUUAUCCCCGAAUCAAAGCUGAACUCGAUCCAAACACGGUAGUCGCGAUAUCUGUGGGCGUAGCAAGCGUCGCGUUAGGAAUCGGAAUCCCCGUGUUCUACGAGAAUCAAAUCGACAAUGCAGCUAAGCGAGAGAACACUCAACCUUGUUUCCCUUGCAAUGGAACUGGAGCUCAGAAAUGUAGAUUGUGUGUGGGAAGUGGUAGUGUGACCGUAGAGCUUGGUGGAGGAGAGAAAGAAGUCUCCAACUGCAUCAACUGUGAUGGUGCUGGUGCCUUAACUUGUACCACUUGUCAAGGUUCUGGUGUUCAACCUCGAUACCUUGAUCGAAGGGAGUUCAAGGACGAUGACUAAAUGUCUUGCACUAGAGAGAACAGGUCUCUUUUUCUUCCCUUCUCACAUUUCUUCAUUGUGUGUCUACAUUGUACAAUACUGUUUUGUUCACCAAACAUGUGAGAGAAGUACAAUACUGUUUUGUUCACCAAACAUGUGAGAGAAAUCAUAACAUGGAUAUUGUAUCAAAGAGAUCAAUCAAAUGUUUCUUCUGUUGUAAUUAA